Molecule: messenger RNA, 1798 nt
Organism: Rubroshorea leprosula
Lineage: Eukaryota; Viridiplantae; Streptophyta; Magnoliopsida; Malvales; Dipterocarpaceae
Source: the annotation of a GenBank genome assembly
GUCGAGCCUCUUCUAAAUCCAUCGGCCCAUGCUUGGUUCCAGUCCAAUCCUGUCCCGAAUAAGGAUCGCGUCACCCUGCAAACAAACGCAAACUAGGGUUCUCCUGAAAAAUUUAUCAGUCUCGCUUUGCUCUCUGUACUUCAGUCGCCGCUCGAUUCUUGGAAAUCAGCAGAGAGAAAGAGAUCCAGAAGGAAGCGCAGGGAUGCUGGACAUCAAUCUCUUCCGAGAAGAGAAGGGCAACAACCCGGAGAUCAUUCGGGAGUCGCAGCGCCGGCGUUUCGCCAACGUCGAUGACGUCGACGAGGUCAUCAAGCGGGACAAAGAAUGGCGAGAACGCCAAUUCGAAGUCGAGAGCUUGCGCAAGGAGUUCAACAAGAUUAACAAGCAAGUUGCUCAACUUAAAAUUGCCAAGCAAGAUGCAUCCGAGAUGAUUGCUAAGACGGACCAGAUCAAACAAAGCAUAGCAGAGAAAGAGGCUGAGGUUAAGGAGUCUUGGGAGGCAUUGAAAGCUAAAUUGGACACCAUUGGAAACCUUGUUCACGAUUCAGUUCCAGUCAGCAAUGAUGAGGCAAACAAUGCUGUGAUUAGAACCUGGGGUGAGAAGCGCAUGGAGCCGAAGCUAAAGAAUCAUGUUGAGCUGGUUGAGCUUCUUGGGAUUGCUGAUACAAAGAAAGGUUCUGACGUAGCAGGAGGCAGAGGUUUCUACCUGAAAGGAGAUGGGGUUCGACUAAAUCAAGCUCUGAUAAAUUUAGGUUUUGAUUUCUUGGAAGCAAGGGGAUAUACGUUAUUGCAAACUCCAUUCUUCAUGAGAAAAGAUGUCAUGGCCAAGUGUGCUCAAUUAGCACAAUUUGAUGAAGAGUUAUACAAGGUGACGGGUGAGGGAGAUGAUAAAUAUCUUAUUGCCACAGCUGAGCAGCCACUUUGUGCUUACCAUUUGGAUGAUUGGAUCCAUCCCUCAGAGCUCCCCAUAAGAUAUGCUGGGUACUCAUCUUGCUUCCGCAAAGAAGCUGGUUCACAUGGUCGAGAUACUCUUGGAAUUUUCCGGGUUCAUCAGUUUGAGAAAGUGGAGCAGUUUUGCAUUACCAGCCCAAAUGCCAAUGAUUCUUGGGAGAUGCAUGAAGAAAUGAUAAAAAAUUCGGAGGACUUUUACAAGGCGCUGAACAUCCCCUACCAAGUUGUGGCUAUCGUGUCUGGUGCCCUGAACGAUGCUGCAGCAAAGAAGUAUGAUUUGGAAGCAUGGUUCCCUGCAUCACAGACUUACAGGGAGCUAGUUUCCUGCUCAAAUUGCACAGACUAUCAAUCAAGAAAAUUAGAAACCCGAUAUGGGCAGAAAAAGAACAAUGAGCAGACAAAGCAAUAUGUUCACUUGCUGAACUCAACCCUCACAGCAACGGAAAGGACAAUGUGCUGCAUUCUCGAGAAUUAUCAAAAAGAAGAUGGUGUUGAAAUUCCAGAAGCUUUACGUCCAUUCAUGGGUGGGAAAACCUUUCUGCCUUUCAAGACCAAACCAGCUGCUGAGGCCAAAGGGAAGAAAUCCAAGGCCUAAAUUUGUAUCUUUUAGAAAUCUUUGACAACACUCGGAAGAAGUGAAGGUCUAGUUUAUAUUCAAACUAAUUUUACCCAACAUACGGUUAUGUUUGCUUUUGAACGAAUUGCCACAGAGAUUGGGAAACUUUAAUAUUCCUGUUGUCAUGAAUUUUUGCAUAAUUUUGAUACUUCACUGUUCGCCUAGAUUCUUUGAUGUUAUGAGAUUUGAUAUUUUUCUCUUCUAUCAGUUAAAUAUACAUGUUUGCUUAUA